Molecule: messenger RNA, 4235 nt
Organism: Porites evermanni
Lineage: Eukaryota; Metazoa; Cnidaria; Anthozoa; Scleractinia; Poritidae
Source: the annotation of a GenBank genome assembly
AUGGAUAUCCAAGAAUACAAAAAACUUGCAAAAAAUAAAAUUGAAGCUGACACUUUAACUCAACAGGUGAGAGAUGUCAUAAAAAUAACAAAAUGGCAAAAACAAGAUAUGAGAGAGGGUUUUAAAGAGACAUUUAAACCACUUAUUAAAUCUCAAGAUAGCAUUAAAAAAAGUAUUGAUGAGCAGCAAAACGCAACUAUAGCACAACUUAAAGCUAAUCAACUUGCUCUUACACAAGGUCUUAAUCAAAACAGACUUGCUAUAACUGAAGGAUUUGAUAAAAUGGAUGAAGUAAAAAAAUGGGAUUUGGCUCAAUUACCUGGUUUUGAGGCGAUUGAAAAGCCUAAAGAAGAUGAUGUAGUUUUACCCUCUACAUCAGAUGAGGGACCAAAAAUAGCAAAAUUCACACCUGAAGACCUCGAUAGAUAUUUAAAUAGUAAAGAUUCACAAGAUAUACUAAAAACUAACGAAUAUCACAAACUCCCUUCUGAGUAUUUUAAAGAAGAUAUUUCUACCAUUAAUAAAGUAAUUGAUGAUGUUAAUGAAGAUUUAGAAAAUUUGAGUGCAAAAAUAAAAAAUACUGCAGAUUUUGUACGAGACGCAAAUGGUUAUGUUUUAGCUCAACCAAAAAGUAAAAAACCACGAGAAGAAACAUUAGAUAACAUAAAAAAUUAUAACAUAUUAAGCAUGUAUGCAGCAAAUAUAAGUAAUAUUAAACUUUACAAAGAAAAAUCUGGAUCUGGAAUGAUUUACUUUAACAACCCACAUCAACUUCUAGACAGACUUGAAUUACUCGGUGGUUCAAUUCUUGCUGGGAAUAAUGGUGUAAUACCUGAGUUUUCUCAUAUAGCACAUCUUCUCAACCAAAUGAAAGUGAUCUCAAAGAAACAACUUAAUAAUUUACUAAAAAAUUAUAUACUUAAUAAAUAAAAUGGAAGAACGAGCUAUUCACAUUUCCUCAUUUAAUAGGGAAAAAAGAGGAAUAAACAAACCUGGUGAUUUUACUAUUAAGUUUAAUCCAUCUCUGAAACUCAACCCUGAUAAGAAACAUGAACUUGCUCUUGAUCGGCUUUCCAUGACUUACUCUUGGUACAACAUUAGAAGUGAUUACGACAACAAUAAAAUCAAAUAUACUCAUGAUGGAACCACCUGGCAAACAAUUACUUUUACAGAUGGAAUGUAUUCCUACUCAGAUAUCAAUGAUUACAUUCAUCAAUAUAUGUCUCAAAAGUCUCACCACUCAACAGAUUCAAGUGGAAAAAAGACUUAUUCAAUCAAUCUAACUUUUAUACUAUCUACAUAUCGAGUUUUAGUAUCACUUGAAGGUGAUUAUCAACUUGAUCUGAGAGGAACAAAAUUUGGAGACCUGAUUGGAUUUGAAAAGAAACUUAUUACAAAAACAGAGUAUGGAACAAAACUACCAAAUAUCACAAAUUCGAUUGAUGUAUUAAAUAUCAACACAACUGCAAUAACUAAUAGCAUUGUAAAUGGAAUAAACACAAAUACCAUUGCUGUGGUACCAACUGAUAAUCUCACAAGGUCUUAUCCAUUUACUUUUGAGCCUAAAAGACCUUUGUAUUGUCCUUUAUCAUCUAAUAAUAUAGAUGAAAUGAGAAUAUAUGUAACAGACUCACUUGGAAGACCAGUAAAUUUUAAUGGUAUAGAUUGGUUUAUGACUUUGAUACUUCACUCGAUGUAAUAUAACUAUUAAAAUAAAAUGAAUCGACAAUCAGAGUUUAAAAUGAAACUUGACCCUGAAUUGGGAUAUAUACAAGACAACAUAUUUAUGGAGAAGGAAUGAUGGAUGUGUUUAAAUCAGUUGGUAAAAAAAUAUUUGGAAAGACAGUAAAAAAAGCUGUUAAAAGGGGUGCCCAAAAAGCGGUAACAGCAGCUGCAACAAAAACUGGUGAUCAUGUAGGCAAAAAGGCUGGUGAUAAAAUAGUUCAAAUGUUAUCCAAAGGGGAGGUAAAAUCCACCCGAAACCCUCCUGCAAAAAAAGUUACUUUUAAUAAAAAUGUUGAGAUAAUUAACACCCCUGGAAAAAAAGUUAAAACAAUUCCAAACACUCAACAAGAGAUAAAUAAAAGAGUGAAUAGAAUUCUUAGUGGAGGAGGGCGUAAGAGAAAAUUAUAUAAUUAUUAAAAAAAAAUGAAGUCUUUUAGAAAUCCAAAAUAUUUAGAAAGAUAUGAAGAUGUUGUUUUUGACCUUGAGCAGGCUUUAGCCGCACCUGCAAAUAAUGCUCAUCAAACUAAAACAGGUCAUAGAUUUGUUGCUGAUAACACAGGAGAAGCUACUCCUUUUGAUUGGUAUAACGCGCGAUUUUCAGUAGAUUUUAAAGUUCAACUUUUAGAUGGAAAUAAUUUUAAUAAUAAUAACGCACAAUCGGGGAUAGUAAAUGGUUCAAGUAGUUUAAUUGAAAAGUUAUCCAUCCUAGCAAAUGGUAGAGAUGUUUACAGUUGCAACUAUGCUAAUCAUGUAGUAAAUAUUAAGAAUUUGCUUGAGUAUAAUCCAUCUUAUGCUGAAAGUGUUGCAACAAAUGAAUUAUAUUAUCUUGAUACAUCAAGAAAUGCUCAUGCUACUGAAUUUACAAUUAAUAACACAAAUGUUACUGGAGGAGCUAACGUUGUAAAAGGUAGAGAAGCUAAUUAUAACAAAGGUUUUGCAAUAAGAAGAACACUAAUAGGCAACUCAGCAACAAUUAGUUGUGAAAUUCCCUUAAACAGAUAUUCUUUCUUUGAAUCUUUAGAGGACAAACUUCUUCCAAAUACAAAAAUUGAGCUGAAUAUAGAACUAGAAUCGGAUAACAAUCUUAUCUGGCGAACUGGAGGUAAUGAUUGUAGAGUUGUACUAACAAGAUUUCAAUUAUUUAUUCCAAGAUUAACAUUUAACUCAGAAGGGCAAAAACUGUAUAUGGAAAAUUAUCUCAAACCCUACAAAUGGGUUUAUCUUAAUGAAGUAGUAGAGCGAUCAAAUAACUCUCAACAGCAAACAGGUCAUUUUAGAAUUACAAAUGCAAUCUCAAAACCUCGACAUGUAUUUGUUUUUGGAAUUAAUGAAGCCAAUAUUGAUUCGCAAACAGCAAAUCCAUUUCUAUACAACACUUUUAAUCUUCCAAACAAUGCUGGUAUGUCUCGCUGUUAUCUUGAGGUUGGAAAUGGAAAUGAGUACCCUGAUAUCAGGGACCGCGGAGGGGGAGGGGCUGGUAGGGCCGCGGCCCCACCACUUUUUUGCGCCCCCGCCCCCACUUUUUGCGCUAAAAAGAAAAAUAAUUAAAAUAAAAAAAAGACUUGAAACAAGUUUUUUCCGUCUAUAUUCCGCUAUAUUCUCUUUAUUUUCUUUAAUUUCAAACGCCAGGCAUUUUGUGGGGCUCCUGUGCUUUUCGCGGUAAUUGUGCUCUGGGGCCGACUUGCCCCUUGAUCAAACGCCAUGCCUUGGCCACCCCUUCGCUUCUUUCGGCAGCGUGUUUUGUACCUCCAGCUCCGGCAGAGUUUUUUAUCAGUUUUAUCAGACGAAAUGAAGGAAAUUACUAGCUUUUUCAAGUCAAACGAAGGUGAGUAGUUGUUUUGAGUUGAUAAAAGUUUUAUCUUUUGUCAGUUUCUCCUUUCGAAUCAAUGAAAUAUUCGAUGGCAAGAAGAAUUACAUUACUUGAACAGUGAACGGCCAUAGUUAGAAAUUUUUCAGAUCACUUCAGUGUAGUAUUUUCUAUACUAAAAUUGUAAUCGCGUCUUUUCUUGCAUUGAAUCUGAACUGACCGUGUAUGUUGGCCGACCUAUAAAGAGCAACAAAUACACUGGAUAAAGUAUGCAAAGUCACGCGACAGAAACAAAUCAAAUACUAUGAUUUUAUUCCCUUUUUCGAUUUUCAAUAUGAAAAAAUUAUUUUCAAUUGUCAGCCCUGCCACUUUUCACCUUGCUCCGCGGUCCCUGGAUAUUCAUUUUAAACCAGCUACAGAUCCAGCAAGAGUUUUUAGAGAAGUAAUGUCAUACGUAUAUGCAAAUAAUGACUUUCAAGGUGGAACACUUCUCACUAGAACAAAUUUUAAUAAUUUGUUCCCAUUUGUUUAUUUUGAUCUUACAAAACAAAAAUUAGAUAUCAAAGAUGGAGUUACAAAAUUAUCAUUUCACUACGAACUAUCUGCUAAUCCAAAUGCUGAUUAUAAUUUAUACGCUUUAAUACUUCACGAACGAGUGGCAGAAAUUGAACAGCAAGGAGGAAAACUAUUACUACGUGCAUAA